AUGCAGAGUCCCCUUCCGAGGGCGAGCUGGGCCCGGUCUCCCGCCGCUCGCAGAGUGGCCGCUUGGCUGCCGCAUCCGGCCGACCCUCCAGGCUCCCGCGCUGACCCGCGCCCGGGGCUGGGAGCCCGCAGGAGAGAGUCGCCACCGUCUCCGCCCCCGCACCGUCCGGGGCGGGCCCAGGAGCGGUCCGCAGGGCAGCGGUCAGCUGCGGGGAGGCGGGACACGUCACGCUCUCCCGGACGCCGCGGAGAGUCCCUGGGGCGCACCCGCGGGGAGGGGGCGAGAAGGCGCCGGGGCAGCGGCCGAGCAGGGCGCGGGGCAGCGGCGUGCGGGUGGCCCGACCCGUGGGCGGCCGGCGGGAGCCGCGUUCCUCCCUCUUCGCGUCGGAGACCCACAGCCCGGCUGACCGGGCCAGGAAGCGUUAAGCCCAGCAGAAGGCCGGGGCGGCGGGGGCGGGCACUUGCCGUGUCCGGGGCAACUAGCAAAGCAAAGGAACUCACCAAACGGGAGAGGAGGGAGAACCCUGUCCCAGGAAACGUGCAGAACAGGGGAACCAGGAUGCCCAGACGGCUGCAGCAAGACCGGAAGGGCUGGUCAGGAGGGACCUGUUCCAGUGAAUGGCAAGUGGCCAGCCUUGGGCGGAGGCAGCCUACCACGUCGUGUUGUAAUUCAGAGUCAUGAAAUGGGCUGAUAUUUCAGAGAAAUCAAAAAAUCCAGUUCGACAGACAGUGUGGCUAACUGUGUUCUGUAAGAAGCGUCCUAUUUACUUGGCAGGGCCCUGGCCUGGGGAGAGGAAGGGUGCACAGGAAAUUGCAAGAAGAAAGUUGUCCUCGUGGAAGGGAAGGUGGCUGCAGAAAGCAAACCCCAGGAAGACGGCUGCCUGGGGGCUACUUCAGCUCGCCGGGACUCUGUUCUGGGGCCCGGAAUGUGAAGGGCUUUCCCAGUAGGGCCAGCAGAAUGUACUGGGUCACUUUCACAGCCAACAGGCCCAUUUCACAUCACCAGCCACUAUCUCAGCCCCUACCC
Nycticebus coucang (slow loris) is the source of this 1026-nucleotide messenger RNA. RefSeq names its product translation initiation factor IF-2-like. The transcript has 2 exons. Lineage: Eukaryota; Metazoa; Chordata; Mammalia; Primates; Lorisidae. The record is from RefSeq and is a predicted model, not a curated record. Bases 1 to 681 code for a protein of 226 amino acids.